Molecule: messenger RNA, 2068 nt
Organism: Triticum dicoccoides
Lineage: Eukaryota; Viridiplantae; Streptophyta; Magnoliopsida; Poales; Poaceae
Exons: 9
Coding region: 86-1831 (581 amino acids)
Biological process (GO): regulation of DNA-templated transcription
Cellular component (GO): nucleus
Source: RefSeq, a predicted model, not a curated record
CCAAAAGCCAAACUUUUUCCCCUCCCCUCUCGGCCUCUCCCCACCGCAAAUCCAGGCCAAACCUAGCAUUCCAAACCGAUCGACGAUGCCGCGCACGCUCCCCGCCGGUAAACCUCCGGCGCGAGCAACCCAGCCGCCGGAGCCCGCGACGCCGUCACCCAAGAGCAGGAUGGCCGACGCGCAGCUGCCGGAGCGCAAAAGGAAGGUCGCGCCAUCGGCCGGUCCGCCGAAGAAAAAGAACAAGAAGACCAGAUCGCCGCCGGCCGAGCCCGAGAAGAAACCUCUGCCUCUCCCUCUCCCGUUCGAGCAUGCCCGGACACCCGGCGACGAGGCCCCGGUGCGGGCAACCCAACCGCCGGACCCCGCGAAGAGCAAGCAUCCGCCGUCAGCCAAGAGCAGGGAGGCCGAUGCCCAGCUGCCGGAGCGCAAGAGGAAGACCGCGCCAUCAGCAGAUCCGCCCCAGAAGAAAGACGAGACGACAUCGACGCCGGCGGCCGAGCCCGGGAAGAAGCCUCUCCCGUCCGAGCACGCGUGGACGCCCGGCGACGAGGUCAAGAUACUCGAGGCCCUGGCGGCGCAUCGCCAGGAGAACGGCAAGCUGCCGAGAACCAAGGUGCUCUUCUCCUCCCUCCAGCUGCAAGGCCGCUUCGACAACAAGGGCUUCAGCCUGCCGGACCUCCGGCAGAAGGUGCGCAGUCUCAAGGGCCGGCACGACCACGAGGCCAUCAACGGCGUCCCUGCCAAAGAAAAUGAGUGCAGCCUCUGCCACCUCUCCAAGACCAUCUGGGGCACUAUUGCUACGAGCGGUGGUGAAGCAAGCGCAAAAGUGCCAAACGCGGGCAAGACAUUCGAUGAAAUGUGCCAGUUGUACCCUUGUCUCACAGAUGAGGUGACACACAUUGUGGAUGAACCCGCAGUCUUGGAGAGACUGCUCUUGGACUUUGAUGAUACCAAGGCACGUGCAUUGGACUCCAAAAUCGACAACCUCAGGAAAGAGGUCACCGAGGCUAUCAUGGAAUCGGCAAAGAGGCAAAACCUUGAAGUGCCUAAAGUAUGGCAGUGCCCAUGCACUAAGCUUCAGCCAGCAAAGUCGAGAACACAUAAUGAAAGCAUACUUUUGGUAGAGCGCUUGGAUAAAAUUGAGGGUGCGGGUGUUGAGAUGCAGGAGCAAUUGAAAAGAAUUAAACUUGAAAUGGCAGAACUAAAAAAAAGUUCAAAGGUGAUAAGAUGUGAUUCUGCUGCGAGUGCACCUCACUCAGUUGUAGCGGAAAAACAGUUUUCAGGCAAUGUACUGCAAAGGAAGAUAGAGGCGCAAGGGAAAGUACCUCACUGCAAGAAUAGGGAGGUUACCUCUAAGUAUCGGCCUCCCCGCAAUUUAGUGCGAAAUACGACAUUGGUGCCGAAAAGUAUGCCUCGUGUUAGGAGAGAGAAGAUUGAUGCUGAAAGUCAGAUUCUGCAUGAUGUGGAACAGAGGAAGGUAGUUGCAUGUGCACAACAAGGCUUUUCGCAUGAUUUGAAUGUGGAGGGUGGGAAAGAGGUCUUUUUACUUUCGUAUCUAUGGCCACAUCGUCGAGUAGCCAAGGCUACUCUUCAAACAUCUUGUACAUCUACAAUAGUUGGGGACAAAGCACUUGGACCUGGAUGUUGCCUAGUGUUGGUCAAUCAAGUGUUGGAUGGAAAGGCUCCUCUGAUACGCCCUCUCAGGGACAUAAACACAAUGAAUGAUGCACUUGGACAUUCUAUUGCAUGGACGCGUCAGCAAAUCCAAGAUGAUACUACUGCUGCCAUAGUAGCACCUAACCAAGCAUCUCUAGGCAAGAGGGAUGAAUAAGUACCACCUUUUGCGCCUGAGCUGAACUCCGGAUCAUUUUGUAUAUGAUAGUGGGUCUUAGUCUUAAUGUUAUAGCUUUUUGCGAGCUUUGCAUGAACGAGCUGGGCAGAUUAACUUGACAGAACCAGAUGUAUCAUACACGUUGUACAUCCUUCUUUUGGUUAUUCUAGGCUAAUUGAUGUGUCGCAGCAGCGACUUGCAAACUUAGUUAGGUCUAUCUGACCCAGCAAAGCUGAU